Salvelinus fontinalis (brook trout) is the source of this 4318-nucleotide messenger RNA. RefSeq names its product histone-lysine N-methyltransferase 2D-like. The record is from RefSeq and is a predicted model, not a curated record. NCBI's taxonomy places the organism in Eukaryota, Metazoa, Chordata, Actinopteri, Salmoniformes, Salmonidae. The transcript is spliced from 3 exons. Bases 1311 to 3437 code for a protein of 708 amino acids.
CGGUUCACAGUGACAGAAGCAAAAGCCACCCGCUCGAGGAGUCCUAUAGAGGUUUCAGGGUCUGAAAUGCUCAGAACGACUUUUGCACUGGUACCGUAUUCACACUAUAGGGCCGACCCGACCCACAUCUUUAUUUCAAGCGCGGUUCAAGCAACUAUGGUGGAUGUGUUCCUAGGCCAGGCCAGUACAGCUCAGCUUGACUCAGCACUGUUUGGCUAUGUAGUGUGAAAAGGGUCAAAGGGAUAAUGUUUAUUCAGUACCCAUCAUGGAGUGUAAUCACACCUCGAGUUUUACCUGACCCCGUGACCUGUCCAGGAGAAAUCUAUGAGCUCUAGUUUUAACCCUAUCCAGGUUACUGUACUGUAUUGUUUCACCUUUUUGAGGAGGUCAAUAUUUGGAGGGUGCAUCAUCCGUCUCGGAGUAGCAGUCUGUAGGAGGGGGAAACGUGGGAAAAGAAACUGAGUGGAUAUUAGGCUGCUCCAUCACCUCACGACUGCAAUCUGCAACUGCAACCUGCCACUGAAACCUGCCACUCGCAUUCUUCAAUCGACAGCUCCUAAAUACUUCCUAAAAGAUUGUUUCAGUCUUUCUUUAUUGGCGCGACUGGGUACUUCUCCCCAACGGGUAAGGGUAAGACAUUCACUUUAUAUUGCGUUUGAGUAUUAUUGAAGUAAUGUUACAGGUUAAAUAGUAACUAAUUCAGAGCAAUCAGCUCUUAUCUUCUUGACGCAGGUGUCACACCCUGGCCUUAGUUAUCUUUGUGUUCAUUAUUAUUUUAGUUAGGUCAGGGUGUGACAUGGUGAAGCAUGUGUUUUUUGUAUUGUCUAGGGGGUUGUAUGGUUUAGAGCACAGAUGUCAAACUCAUUCCACGGGGGGCAGAGUGUCUGCGGGUUUUCGCUCCUCCCUUGUACUUGAUUGAUGAAUUAACAUCACUAAUUAGUUAGGAACUCCCCACACCUGGUUGUCUAGGGUUUAUUGAAAGGAAAAACCAAAAACCUGCAGACACUAGGCCCUCCGUGGAAUGAGUUUGACACCCCUGGUUUAGAGGGUUAUGGUGUAUAGAUGGUUUAAUGUUGUGUGUAGUUGUCUAGGAAAGUCUAUGGUUGCCUGAAUGGGUUCCCAAUUAGAGACAGCUGGUUUCUGUUGUCUCUAAAUGGGAGCCAUAUUUAAGGCAGCCAUAGGCUUUAGCUGUUUGUGGGUAAUUGUCUGUGUCUAGGUGUAGUGGUUGUGUCAGCACAUUCUAGAUUUAUAGCUUUACGGUCGUCUGUUUGUUGUUUUGUUUCAUUUUUCCUUCUUUUAAUAAAGAGAAGAUGUAUUUUCAACACGCUGCGCCUUGGUCCUCUCUCUCUCCUAAAGACGAUCGUGACAGAAUUACCCACCAAUCUAGGACCAAGCGGCGUGUCAAGCGGCAACAGGACCCACCUACACAGGAUUCAUGGACAUGGGAGGAGAUACUGGAUGGUAAGGGACCUUGGGCACAACCGGGAGAAUAUCGCCUCCCUCGUGAAGAGCUGGAGGCAGCGAAAGCGGAGAGGAGGCGAUAUGAGAAGGCAGCACGGAAGCAAGGCUGGAAACCCGUGAGUAAUACCCAAAAGUUUCUUGGGGAGGGGCUCAUGGGGAGUGUGGCGAGUCCAGAUAGGAGAUCUGCGUCAACUUCCCGUGCUACCCGUGAGGACUCUAAGAAGGAACCUGAGCCAGUCGGGCUGAUAUUGGAGGUGAGCAAUGGGAAUGAUACAGAGACUGUUAAGGAUUUAUUGGGGAGGUUGGAGGAGAGUGAAAUGAGGGAGCUGCUGUGUUGGUGCGUGAGGCACAAGAUCCACCUGACAGAGCGUGUGCGGGAUGUGAUGUUACCUGAGUCAGCUCUCUAUGCUCGUCCUGAUGUGCGUGCUAACCGUCUGGGAAUGACAGUCCCACGAACCAGGCCUCCUGUACGCCUCCCUAGUCCUGCACCUCCUGUAGCAGCCCCACGUACUAACUCUCCUGUGACAGUUCCCAGCCCGGUACCACCAGUUACGGCACCACGCACCAGGCUUCCUGUGCGUCUUCAGAGCCCUGUGCCUCCUCCACGCACUAGUUUUAUGGUGUGUGUCUCCAGCCUAUUACCACCAGUGCCUAAACCAUGCACCAAGCCUCCUGUGUGUCCCCAGAGUCCUGUGCGUCCUGUUGCUGCUCCCCGCACUAGCCCUGAGAUGCGUGUCCCCAGUCCGGUACCACCAGUUCCGGCACCGCGCACUAGGCCUACAGUGCGCCUCAGCCGGCCAGAGUCUGCCGUCUGCACAGCGAUACCUGAACUGCCCGUCUGCCAAGCGCCAUCUGAGCCAUCCGUCUACCCAGCGCCAUCUGAGCCAUCCGUCUACCCAGGGCCAUCUGAGCCAUCCGUCUACCCAGGGCCAUCUGAGCCAUCCGUCUACCCAGCGCCAUCUGAGCCAUCCCUCUACCCAGCGCCAUCUGAGCCAUCCCUCUACCCAGCGCCAUCUGAGCCAUCCGUCUACCCAGCGCCAUCUGAGCCAUCCGUCUACCCAGCGCCAUCUGAGCCAUCCGUCUACCCAGCGCCAUCUGAGCCAUCCCUCUACCCAGCGCCAUCUGAGCCAUCCGUCUACCCAGCGCCAUCUGAGCCAUCCGUCUUCCCAGCGCCAUCUGAGCCAUCCGUCUACCCAGCGCCAUCUGAGCCAUCCGUCUACCCAGCGCCAUCUGAGCCAUCCGUCUACCCAGCGCCAUCUGAGCCAUCCGUCUACCCAGCGCCAUCUGAGCCAUCCGUCUACCCAGCGCCAUCUGAGCCAUCCGUCUACCCAGCGCCAUCUGAGCCAUCCGUCUACCCAGCGCCAUCUGAGCCAUCCGUCUACCCAGCGCCAUCUGAGCCAUCCGUCUACCCAGCGCCAUUAGAGCCGCCCGUCUGUCCCAAGCCCUUAGAGCCGCCCGUCUGUCCCGAGCCGUCAGAGCCGCCCGUCUGUCCCGAGCCGUCAGAGCCGUUCGUCAGUCAGGAGCCGCUAGAGCCAUUCGUCAGACAGGAUCUGCCAGAGCCAGCCAGCCAGGAUCCGCCAGCCAGCCAGGAUCCACCAGAGCCAGCCAGCCAGGAUCCGCCAUCCAGCCAGGAUCCGUCCCUCAGUCCGGAGCUGCCCCUUAUCCUGGUGCUGCCCCUUAUCCUGGUGCUGCCCCUUAGUCCGGUGCUGCCCCUUAGUCCGGUGCUGCCCCUUAGUCCGGUGCUGCCCCUUAGUCCGGUGCUGCCCCUUAGUCCGGUGCUGCUCCUUAGUCCGGUGCUGCCCCUUAGUCCAGUGGGGUUAAUGUGGAGGGUGGUCAUUUGGAGGAGGCUACGAAAGCGGGUAGUGACUAUGGUGGGGUGGGGACCACGACCAGUGCCAGAGCCGCCACCAUGGACAGACGCCCACCCAGACCCUCCCCUAGACUUUAUGCUGCUGCACCCGGAGUUCGCACCUUAAGGGGGGGUUAUGUCACACCCUGGCCUUAGUUAUCUUUGUGUUCAUUAUUAUUUUAGUUAGGUCAGGGUGUGACAUGGUGAAGUAUGUGUUUUUUGUAUUGUCUAGGGGGUUGUAUGGUUUAGAGGGUUAAGGUGUAUAGAUGGUUUAAUGUUGUGUGUAGUUGUCUAGGAAAGUCUAUGGUUGCCUGAAUGGGUUCCCAAUUAGAGACAGCUGGUUUCUGUUGUCUCUGAUUGGGAGCCAUAUUUAAGGCAGCCAUAGGCUUUAGCUGUUUGUGGGUAAUUGUCUAUGUCUAGGUGUAGUGGUUGUGUCAGCACAUUCUAGAUUUAUAGCUUCACGGUCGUCUGUUUGUUGUUUUGUUUCGUUUUUCCUUUUAAUAAAGAGAAGAUGUAUUUUCAACACGCUGCGCCUUGGUCCUCUCUCUCUCCUAAAGACGAUCGUGACAGCAGGUUUUCGCCUGCAAAAUCAGUUUUGUUAUACUCAGACAAUAUUUUGACAGUUUUGGAAACUUUAGAGUGUUUUUUUAUCCUACCCUGUCAAUUAUAUGCAUAUUCUAGCAUCUGGACCUGAGAAAUAGGCAGCUUACAAUGGGAACGUUAUUUUUCCAAACAUAAAAAUUCUGCCCCCUAGCUUCAAGAGAUUAUACAAACUAAUUUAAAUGUGUAACCACAAUUAGGUUGUUUCUCACAACUCUUUUUGCAUCUUGUCCAGGAAAGAACGUGGCUUUACGGGGGAAAAGCCACCCAGUAAUCAAUAUUGGCCUUUAUUAUGUUCUAAACGCCAUUGAUGGGAACCGUGACAUAUGGCUCCUGCACACUGAGACUGAACCUAACCCAUGGUAGUAAUUGGACUUGCUUAAUACCUACAGUGUUCUUCAUUACCAU